Molecule: messenger RNA, 1098 nt
Organism: Exophiala aquamarina CBS 119918
Lineage: Eukaryota; Fungi; Ascomycota; Eurotiomycetes; Chaetothyriales; Herpotrichiellaceae
Exons: 3
Coding region: 1-1098 (365 amino acids)
Biological process (GO): carbohydrate metabolic process
Molecular function (GO): hydrolase activity, hydrolyzing O-glycosyl compounds
Source: RefSeq, a predicted model, not a curated record
AUGAAAUACAAUUGGCGUCAUUUCUCAGGCGUCGACUAUGAUGCUCGUUCACAGGAUCAUGGAAUCUUCAAGUUGGUUCGCAAAGGUGGACAGGGUAAGAGCGAUUGGGCCAGCGACGUUAGCGCUGAACUUGGAAAUUAUGACUAUUUAAUGUUUGCCGACGUCGACCAUUCGCAUCCUGCGGUUCGCAGUGAUAUAUUUGAAUGGGGCUCUUGGAUCACGUCUUCUCUCAACCUCAGUGGGAUGCGACUUGAUGCCAUCAAGCAUUAUUCACUCUCUUUCCUCCAAGACUUCAUCUCCCAUCUAGAUAAACACCACCACGACCAGUUCUUUGUUGGUGAGUAUUGGGACGCAAGAACCGAAGUCCUGGAGAAAGUGAUCCGACGGUUUCACGGGCGGUUGAAUCUCUUCGAUGUCCAGCUCGUUUACACAUUUAGCGACUACUCUAAGGGAAGGAGGAAUGAUAUGAGAGCUAUUUUAGAUGCAUCUCUAGUACACAGAGACCCUGCACAUGCUGUUACGUUUGUUGCGAACCAUGAUACGCAAGAGAUGCAGUCGCUAGCUGCACCGGUCGAAGAAUGGUUCAUCCCACUCGCAUACUCCCUUAUCCUCCUCCGCCACAAUGCGGGUACACCCUGUGUGUUCUGGGGCGACAUCUUCGGCAAUCAGGGCCCUCGAGCCAGAUUUCCAGCUUGUGGAGGCAAGCUUGUUCGGCUCAUAGCGGCACGGAAACUCUAUGCAUAUGGUCCGCAAAGGGACUAUUUCGACACGGAAGACUGCAUUGGAUGGACAAGACUCGGCCACAGACUACAAUCGGAUGGUGCGGGCCUCGCGGUCAUAAUGACCAAUAGCUGGGAUAGACGGUCUAAGCGGAUGUUUGUUGGGCAAAGACAUGCUGGGGAGCGUUGGAAGGAUGUCCUUGGCUGGGAAGACCAAGAUGUGGUCAUCGAUUCAAAGGGGUUUGGGCAUUUUCCUGUUGGCCAUCGAUCCGUUGGCGUCUGGACGCAUGGCAAGGCGCCGUCUUUUGAGAACGUCAGCAGAUUCACUUUCCCUCGGAUGGCCCAGGCGAUAGCGCCAAUCACGAACUUGACAGGCUAA